AUGGAUUCUGGAUUUUACCUUAUCAUCGUCUGUCUGGCUGUAAUUUUGGAGAUGGCCAGCAGCCAACCCGCCUCCUGGUGCGAUCCGGCAUUGUGUCCGGAUGAUACUGUUCAUGUGGCCUGCAAUAACAAUGGCGACUUUCAUGAAAGAUGUUCCGAGGAUGCCACGAUGGUGGACCUGAAACCGUAUCGCUCCCUGAUCGUUGACGAACACAACAAAAGGAGGAACUUUGUGGCCUCGGGUUCCCUGCCGGGCUACUACCCGGCCACCCGCAUGGCCACCAUGGUGUGGGACGAGGAACUGGAGUAUCUGGCCACCUUGAACCUGAAAACCUGCCAUUUGGAACACGACGACUGCCGGAACAGCUACCGCUUCCGGAAUCUGGGUCAGAAUCUGUGCGGAGUGGAUCGGCCUCGUAACUGGCCCUUGAACGUGACCAACUUGGUGGAGCAGUCGAUGGGCUUGUGGUUUGGGGAGCAUCGCGUGAUCGACAGCAGCUACAUCACUGACUUUCGGGUCACCAGAAAUCUUGAAAAGUACGGUCACUUUGUGGAGACGGUGGUGGACAGAAAUACCCAUGUGGGCUGUGCCAUGAUGCGAUUCACCAAUCCCCAGUAUCCCUUCCUCUACAUCUACAACACGGCCUGCAACUACGCCAGCGUCUAUGCCAUCGGAGUUCCUGUCUACAAUGCCGGAGAACCGGCCUCCGAUUGCCGGACUGGAAGCAACCCGGACUACCCCGCCCUCUGCUCCAUCAAUCCAAACUAUAACUUAUACUAG
Drosophila bipectinata is the source of this 780-nucleotide messenger RNA. Its product is annotated as venom allergen-1. The record is from RefSeq and is a predicted model, not a curated record. Lineage: Eukaryota; Metazoa; Arthropoda; Insecta; Diptera; Drosophilidae.